UUCGUUGCCAUUCACCGGUUUGCGACCUUGUAGAGAAGCCCGUGGAUACCGGUACUGAAGCUGAAACCUAGGUAGAUUACCUAGCCUAGCUAGCUCAUUUGUCUGCCUAUACAAUCGACAUUUCAAUUCGUCGUUCUCCCCUCUCCAAGCCUACCUACCUACCUACCUAGGUAGGCAGUGUGACAACCUCAAGAACCUCCCGUAGCUUACCUCCUAGGUAGCAUCUUCCGCUCAUUCUUGCAGCGUCCUAUCCACCUCAAGGGAAGCACCGUUCACCGUUCUACCGACUGUGCCUUCGAGCCAGCCAGAUGGCUCUAUUCCCUUCUCCCGUGCUGUAGGCUCCUCCUCCCGCUGCCAUGUCUGGACGCAAGCUUGGAGGAGGUCGGGUCUUGGGGAGUGGGAGGGGACUCGCGCCUCCAGUGUCGCCCGCCGUUCGCAGAGAGAGCGCAACGAGUCCCUCCGUACCAUCCGAUAGCACCUUGUCUCUCGGCUCGCCUGCUGCUUCUGUUUCGCCCACCGCCUCGAGCCCCCUGCCCGACUUCUCUCAGGACCUGACUUCCAACAUCAGCCUCGCCGGCCCCAGCGACAUAGGCAAUGCGAGCUCAAGCCUCGUCUGUCCCAUCUGCAAUGAGGAGAUGCUCACCCUCUUGCAGUUAAACCGCCACAUCGACGAUAACCACCAGGAACUACCCGAGUUCGAGCAAGACGAGGUCAAGUCGUGGAUAGAUAAACAGGUCCUCAAAGCGAAGCGUUUCCAGCCUCUUUCUCUUAUCAAUCAGAAAUUGCGAGGUCUCGACGUCUUUGAAUCCAACGAGUCGGCGUCCCCUCCUCCGCCAGUAUCUGCGAGAACCUCGAGAGCACCCGCUCCUGAAACCCACAUCGACCCUGACGAUUUGAUAAACACUUCACACUGGCAAAGGUCAGGGCUCAACGACUUAUGUACAGACCCGGCUUGUGGCAAGCGCCUUGGCGCCGUCAACGGCAGCAUCAACUGUAGGCAAUGCGGUCGUUUAUUCUGUGAGGAGCAUACCAUGUACCAGAUGAAGCUCUCGAGAUUGGCUGCGCACGAACCCGUAAGAGGUUACUGGUAUAGGGUCUGUGAAACAUGCUACAAGUCGAGAGAGGGCUACAAUGAUCAUAAUGGCUUUACGAGGGACCACACCCAAAGCUUUACAGCCAUGCGGAGGAAGAGAGUGGACAAGCAGACACUCGAAGUUUCGCGUCUCGAAAAACGGCUCACCAAACUGACACACUUACUGGCAAAUCCUCCCAGUACGGUAUCGACCAGUAGCGGUGGAACUUUGCUAUCUCCCGUUUCGUCUCUCAACGGCCAGCGAAAUCAGCGCAAGCUUCUGGAGCAGUCGGUUGUAACCUGGGAGGAAGACGCCAAGGUUCCCAGGUGUCCAUUCUGCCAGCAGGAAUUUGGAUCAUGGACCUUCAGGCGUCAUCACUGUCGCAUAUGUGGGAGGGUGGUAUGCGCGGAUCUCCAGACUGCAUGUUCAUCCGAGGUAGGUUUGAACGUAGCAAGCAAUUCACCUAUGCCAUCAGAGAAAGCGGAAGGCGAGUCCAUGUGCGUCGAUAUAAGAAUGUGUCGCGAUUGCAAAUCGACCCUUUUCUCCAAACGCGAUUUUGUUGAGUCCGUCAUGCGCAAGCCGCCCGAUCAACGAGCAUAUGAGACAUUGAGGCAAUUCGAGCGAGGUAUUCAAUUGUUAUUGCCUACGUUCCAGCGCGCUCUUCUGCCUCUCCAAGAUGAAAACAACCCACCUAGUCAUGCUCAGAUACAAGAAGCUGCUAAACUUCGAAAGCGAUUGACGGAGAGUUUCACCAAGUAUGAUGUGGCGGCCAGACGGAUACGCGAUCUGAAGACAGAUAGCCCGUAUCAGCAGCAGCUACAGAAAGCAAUCUAUCAGGCGGCGUCCUCUUUCCUUCACAUGCACAUGUUACCCCUGAAAAACAUACCCCGAUUAUUAAAGCACCACAGUUCAAAUGGCUCCAAACACCGCCUCAUUGCCAACGGCCAUGUCGCGAGCCCAUUACGGCACGCAGAUAAUUCUGAAACAGCCAGUCAAACAAGCGAAGGGAGUACUGUGAUUUCUGCUCUAGAGACAGAAGAGAAGGACCUACGAGAGCGUCUCAUCGUGCUCGAGGAACAAAAGUAUAUGGUUCAAAAAAUGAUCGAUACAUCGAGGGGCGCGCGGCGAUUCGAAGAAGUGAGCGCCCUCACACGCAACGUAGAGGAGCUUGAACAAGAGAUAGCGGCGGCCAAGGCCAGUGUAAGUAGCGUAGAACAACGCUGGCAGGGCUUAUAUGCCAACGGCAGGCCCACGCUUCCCUGAAUCACGACCGUGUACAGUUUGUACGGGCAGUGAUACCCUGGCGCAACGAAUUUGUGUUGUUGCUCUGAUUUCUUUCAGGUUUUAGGGGUUUGGGGGAAUUAGUCUUCCCAUAUCAUUUGCAUAGCACGGCGCUAGGUUGUUUUUCAAGGGUUG
Messenger RNA from Xylaria bambusicola, 2489 nucleotides. Its product is annotated as FYVE zinc finger protein. The transcript has a single exon. The record is from RefSeq and is a predicted model, not a curated record. Lineage: Eukaryota; Fungi; Ascomycota; Sordariomycetes; Xylariales; Xylariaceae. Bases 357 to 2336 code for a protein of 659 amino acids. Gene Ontology annotation, molecular function: metal ion binding; DNA binding. Gene Ontology annotation, biological process: DNA repair.